Molecule: messenger RNA, 11972 nt
Organism: Psylliodes chrysocephalus
Lineage: Eukaryota; Metazoa; Arthropoda; Insecta; Coleoptera; Chrysomelidae
Source: the annotation of a GenBank genome assembly
GUUAACUUUACCGUCUGUAAAUUCCAUAAAAUUAAAACCUUUUUUAAUUUGUUUCAGUGGGCUGACACCGAAGAUUUCGGCAAGAAAAAAGAAAUUAGAUCGCAUAUGUACAAACUAAGAGAGCAACGUUUAAAAGAAUUUUACAAUAGUGGAGAAGUUUCAGAAUCGAAAACUACUAAAACUUCGACAGUCUCGAAAAGUUCUACUCAUGCCGACUCGCUGAUUGACCAGAGUUUCAACAGUCUAAAAAGCAAAGAAGUCAGAGACUCAGAGUCUCCUACAAGAGAAAUACAUUAUAAACUACCAGAUAAUAAUGAAUGGCAGACUUCAUCUAACAAAGAAAUCAGCAAAGACGGCAAAACUAAAAUCUGUCAAACUGUAGCAGCUGUGCAAGGCUCACAAAAAAUCGAAGGAGGUCAAAUGGAUUUUAAAGCUAGAAGUGAACAAACAUCGAGUGUUUACGAAGAUGCAAAUACAAAAGCUGUAUCAAACAAAUUUCAAACUUCUGAGUCUGCCGCAUCACAUUCGAUAUCAACGAAACAAAUCCCCACAGAACAAAUCGAAUUACCAACGAAUCUGCAAGGAGCCAAAAUAACUCGAGAAACUAAAACGUUACCAGAUGGCUCUAUAGUCACAACAACAAGAUAUGACACUGAAAGUGGUGCUUCCGAAACUUGUGUCCAAAAUGCUAAAGUUAAAACUUCCCAAAGUUCAUCUUCGUCCCGCCUAGUAAAUCAAAGUCAAUUUACAUCUGAAUCGGGUAGCUUCCAAGAUGUUACUAAAGUUAAAAGUUUACCAGAACAAUCUGUUGUAUCUACAUAUGACACCGUAACAGGUUCUAAUCUGAAUACUACGCAAACUAGUCAACAAAGAACAGCACAAACUUCCUCUUCUGAUCGAAAAGUUAGUGAAAAAGAUACAACUUACAUUUCAUCUGAUUUACCAGCCAACAUACAAGGAGUAACAAAAGUUACUCGCGAAACUAAAACUUUGCCAGAUGGAACAAUAGUCAGAACCACCAGAUAUGAUACAACCGGUGCCACUUCACAUUCAGAAAUGAAAUCUAAUGUGAAAGUUUCAAAAGAACAUACUUCGGCUAUAAAUUCUUCUUCAAGACAAAACCAGCAAGAAAUUAUUAAUGAAUAUGGGACUCUUAGAGACAGUCAACAAAAUUACAGGCAGCAAAAUAUGGAUAUAAAAAAUUAUGACAACAGCUUUAGAACUGACGAAAGUAUUAGAAAAGACCACUCUAAUGAAAACAGAAGUUCUGUGAUGUCAACCGAUGAAAAAAUGCAUAAUGUUGACCAAAGUACCUCAAAAGUUACUAAAGAACAUCACAUGAAAGAAAAUAUUGUCAAUAAAACAUUCGUACAGGAAACUGAUGGUAAUAAAAUGUCGCAACUAAUUAGUACUUCAGAAAAACAACCAGUUGUUAAUUACGAAUCCAUUACAAAUGUAAGUAACAUUAACAGGCAUAAGGACUAUGUCACUGGAAAAACAAAUGCAGAUAACUUUGAGUCUAAUCAAAAAUCUACCACGAGAACUUUAGAAACGACUGAGUUUCCUUCUCAAAAGAAAUCUCCUAUGGAAGACACUUUUAAAACCACAACAGAUGAAAUAGUAACCAACAUUACUACCCACAAAGGAACUACAUCUGAAAAAAUUCGAACAGACAACUUUGUCAACACCGAACGACAACAAGAACAUAUUACUAGAGACAAGAAAAAUGAAGAUGUUUCAUAUUCAAAACUAUCAGAUAAACCUACUAGCACACAACCCCGAGGAAGAAGUCCUACCAGGGUUCCAAAAUCUGAAUAUCAACCAAGUAAACCUUCAGCAGGUCAAUACGACACGACCUACAAAACUGACUAUACUAGCAAGAAAAUUAGUGUUGAAGUAAGCCCCACUCACGAUGCUUUUGCUCGUUCUUUAAGAUCCGUUACUCCUGAGAGAAUUCACAGACGUGAUAGCCACAGAACAAGUAACUCAUCUCUUCCAGAAAAAAUGAGACACCCUUCCAGAUAUUCCCCAGAGCGUCAUCCAAAAGAUAGAAGUGUCAGUCCAACAAAAUCAGAUAGGUAUUCUAGUACUGAUACAUAUAUUCAUGGCAAAAAUAAAUAUGAUCAAAGAAGAAGAAGUCCAUCACCAAAAAGAAAAUCUAAUACAUUAGGAAGAACUACCAGUAAUGAAACUAUUACCAUUUCUACGACAGCAAAAUUUGAUGUUACCAAUAAAAAAGCAGUUACAAGAAAAAGCAAUACCGAUAUAAAUACAAAAUCAAGAUCUCCCUCGCCUACUAAAUUUAAAGAUUACUUACGCAGAAGCGGUAAUAUAAUAACAGACCUAGAUGAUGACGUUACUAUAACCACUACCACUAUCAGUAAGAAAACUACAACUGAAUCUCGACCUUCUAGCUUAGAGUUGACUAAAAAGUCAAGAAAAAUAACUGAUCGAUCACCUUCAUCACCCUUGGCUGACGCAGUUUCUCCUAAAAAGUCACCUACUAAAGAAGUAAGAAGAAGCAGCAGCUUUAGAUCACCUACACUAGACAGUCCAAACGAACCUCUACGUAGUAACUUAAAGUCACCUACAAAAGAAAGUCCUUCAAAAUGUCCCCCUGGAGAUAGACCGUUAAAGAGAACUGAUACCUACGAAGAAAGAUGCAGACAAAUAUUAGGUAUAACUGAGGUUUCCGAUAAAAGAAAGAGUAGUUUGGAGAGAUCUUUGAGUAAAAGAGGUUCUUUUAGACGAAAUAUUUCUUCAUCAAAUGUUGAUACUACAGUGAAAACAUCUGAAACAAUUCAAAGUCCAACUAGAACUGAAAAGGAACCAUUAAAAAAUUCUACUUCUACAAAGGUUAUCGAUACUAAGAAAAUCACGACAACUGAUGAAUCACUAACAAUAAGUGACAAAAGAAAGCCAUCUUCCAGACCUACUUCAAAGGAUUUUAGCUCUGACGUUACGUUGGAAACCGUAAUUACUCAAAAAACUACUGUCGAAGAUAAACCUAAUAAAAAAUCUCCUAUAACUGAAUUUCCAUCACAAAGAAGAUCUCCAUCAAGAGAAUCACAGAAAACUGUAUUACAUACUGACGAGAUUAUAACUAAAACUACUUCUCAAAAAAGAACAACUACAGAUGAUCUAGUAACAACAAAGAGAUCAUCAGUAACUACUCAUCCAGAUUCUCCAACGCUAACAGUAAGCGACAAAAGAAAGCCAUCUUCCAGACCUACUUCAAAGGAUUUUAGCUCUGACGUUACCUUGGAAACCGUAAUUACUCAAAAAACUACUGUCGAAGAUAAACCUAAUAAAAAAUCUCCUAUAACUGAAUUUCCAUCACAAAGAAGAUCUCCAUCAAGAGAAUCACAGAAAACUGUAUUACAUACUGAUGAGAAUACAACUAAAACUACUUCUCAAGAAAGAACAAUUACAGAUGAUCGAGUAACAACAAAGAGACCGUCAGUUACUACUUAUCCAGAUUCUCCAACGCGUACUAGAUCUCCAGGUAAAGAAGUUCCAAAAACCACUACUGGGUUAAAUAAACUAUCGACGACUGAAUUUAUUUCACAAGAAAAAAUCAGCACUUCAGAUAAUUUUAUAAAACAUCAAGAAACUCUCAAAGCAAAUUCUGGUCGUCCCAUAGACGACAAACCGUCAACAAAACAACCAGGAAUUACAGAGUUUCCUUCUCAAAAAAGAACUCCUUCUAAGGAAAGUUUAAAAAUCAGCAAAAAUAAAACUGUUUCGAUUGAGGACUUAGCUUUCCAAGAAAUUUCCACAUCCACGAGACCUAAAAUAACUGAAUGUUCUUCACAGACGACGUCUUCUUCUAGAGAAACUCUGAAAUCCCAAAAUGAUAAGAAUGUGUCCAAUAAUGAUAUUGUUACAGAAGAAAUAAUUUGUACUAAACAAGACACAACAGAGGAAUACGACGCUACAAAGAAACUAUCGAAAUCAAGGCCUACGAAAAACCAACCUGGCAUUACUGAGUUCCCUUCUCAAAAAAGAUCACCCUCGAAAGAAAUAAGAACUAAGGCGGACAAAACUGUUUUAGUUGAAGAGAAAGUUACAUCGGAAACUACAAACCGAAUUCAAGAUACAACAGACUUUUCAAAAUCAACAGUCCUUUCUACUGAUAUUCAUAAGAAAAAGGGACCUUCAAUAAGUGAAUUCCCUUCGCAAAUUAGACAUUCGAAGGACAAAUCACAAACCAGUUUAGAUCAAAAACAAGAAACUCCUAAAUUUAUUUCUAAAGAAAAAAUUAAUAAGAUUGAUUUAGUUUCUAGUACCGAAGAUAUAACGAAUGAAUUUGAAAUUGUUGCAGUUACUAAAACCAAAGCGGUACCUAAGGAUAAAAAACUUUUAGAGGAACCACUUAGUGAAUUUUCUCCUCAAUCUAAGUCACCAAACAAGACUGAUACCGUCAAAAUUGAUAAGGAGGUUACCAUUACCGAUACAGAGGUAGUUGUUGUAUCAAAACCAAAAGGGAGUCGACCAUCUCCUUCUAUUGAGCAACCCAAACAAAAAAAACCGUCAAUAUCGGAAUUUCCGUCGCAAACUAAAUCUCAUACAAAAGAAAAACAACACCCUGUUAAAGAUACAACUACAGUAACUACAAAUAAAUUUAUUACACAAGAAAAAUUAGCUACAGAUGAAGUCACCUUCAACACUGAAGAAAUAAUAAGUAAAUAUGUUAAUAAUAAUGUUAAAAAAGCUUCAAAAUACGUUUGUAAAGGUGAACAACCUACAAAUAAAACACCUGUAUCGGAAUAUCCCAACCAAACCAAAGUUACUUCAAGAGAAACUACAAAUACAGAAAAAGUUGAUACAGAAGAUAUAACAGAUAUUAUUGACGAUCUUAUAAUUACAGAUAUAAACGGCGAUAUUCCAGAAACAACAUCUGCUAAACAAAAGAAACGUGGUUCAACUAUAAAUGAGUUUCCUUCACAAACGAAACCUAAACAAAAUGUAAAUAAUACAACUGAUUUACUAAAAGAAGUUGUGGUAACAGAUGAAUUUGAAAUCAAUAUUUCUAAAUCAGAUAAAAACCCUACAGGAAAAACACCUAUUACACAAUUUCCUUCACAAAUUAAGAAAGAACCAGUAACUAAACAAACAGUUAAUAAAAAUAUUCCACAGAAGAAAAUUAUUCCCAAAGAAAGGCCACAAAUUACAGAGUUUCCAUCUCAAAUAAGAAGAGAUAAAAAAUUAACUAAUAAGGAACCAACUCUUACUGCAAAACAUGUGGAGCCAAUAAGUUAUGAAGGUAGAGUUCCUGUGGAAGAACCACUUUUUGUCAAAAAACAUAUAAAUACCGAUUGUCCAGAGGAUGAGCAUAAUAAACACCACAUUGUUAAAAAAGUUUUGCCAAGUACUGCUCCAAAAAAACUUCAAAAGCAAUUUAGCGUAGAUAAACCAGACAAAAAAUCAGAAACACCUAUAGGUAAGAAACCACUAAAUGGAAUAACUGAAUAUAGACAUCAAUAUUCAAGCCCUAAAUCUACCCCAACACCAAAAACUAAACCGUCCAAAUCAGAAGAACCGGAGAAAGUAUUCAAACCUUCAAAUAAAAUAAAUACAUCACCCUCUAAACCUUCAACCAAACCAAUUAAUGGUAUAGGCACAACAAAAGUGUUUGUGACUUCAGUGAAAAAAACUGAUCAACCGAUUUCUGAAACUAUAAUCAGGAAAACCUGCAAAUCAACUCUAUUAAAGGAAAACGAAAGUCCCGAAAAAUCCAAAAAGAUACCAACUCGAGUUACUUCUACUAGAGGUGUUACACCAACGACAAGGCCAAAGUCAUCUCAACCGGAUCAAGUUGUAAAUAAACAUUUAGUGACCACAACUAUAACUUUAAAGAAUGGUCAUCAACCUAAAAGUUCCAAAACAAAAGAACAUUUAUCUAAAUCAGCAAACAUCACAAACUAUGAAAAGAAAAUUAUUGACAUAAAACAAAGAAAAAACUUAAACGAGAUUUCUACGGAAACCGAUGAAGAAUCAGUUGUUGAAGAAAUGACAGAAAACAUUGAUGUAACAAGAAAGAACGUCGCAAAACUCAACAAAAAACUUGACAAGAAGUGCAUAACAACGAAAACAGUUAUUAUAAAUAAUAACAAUACUCAGCCAAGAGAGAUUAUCGUCGAUUUACAAAGAUCUACGUCUUCAAGAGAACCUACACCAGACAUAAUUUGUCCUGUACCAUUUUCCAGAAAAAACGGAGAAUCCGAAUUACCAAGAUACCCCGAUGAAAUCGUUGAGCCAGAUGAUGACAGUAUAAAAAGAAAACCAAAAAGAUUAUCUGAUAUUCCUCUCAUUGAAUACGAAGAUACAACCAAUUUCAGUAGAAUCACUGAAAUUGUUGAUUCACAUGUUAUCACAGAAAGGGACAAAGUAGACCACACAGAUGAAAGUCUGUUAAGCGUUAACAGAAAAAUUAAUUUAUUUUCAGAUACAUCAGAUAAAUUAACUAAAGAUACCAAAAAACCUUCGGGUCCAGCACCAAAAGUAGAAAGACCUAAAUUAAAUGUUACUAAAGAUUUGGAAUCUGACGAAUGUCUUUUAAGUGUUUCUGAAAAAGUAAACAAAUUUGUUAAUACUGCUGAACAGUUUAUGAAUGUUCAUGAGUUAUCAGAACGUCCAAAGAGUCCAAGAUGUAAGUACAGCGAUGUUAAAACUGCUACUAAAACAUUCAUUAAUAAAGAGCAGAAAACUACAGAAAAACAAAACACUAGAAAAAUAUCACUAGAAAAUUUAGAUAUUGAUACUAAGAACAUCACUGAGAGAAAAUCUAGUAGGACAGCAAGUCCUGACUCAGUUACUCAUCGACGACGAUCUCCAAGUCCCAAAUCUGAAAAGUAUCCUAACUAUAAUACAAUCACCAAAAAAGUUUCAUUAGAAAUUUUGGAUUCUAAAACGCCUACAAAACCUCAAGAACGUCCUCGCGCUAAAACACCAGACCGUAAUUCUCCUACCAGAAAUGAUUUUACAUCAAAACAUGGAAGCACAUUUAAAGAAUUUAGAGGAACAGAUAUUUCGACUACAGUUAGAAGAACAUCUGAAUCAAAAUCUCCAAGAAAUGUUUCUCCCGAACCUGGUAAGCAAACAACUCCUGAUAGACGACCCUCGAACGAAUAUUCGAGCAUUAAAGAUCUAAAAACACAAGACCAUUUAGCUAGGAGAGAUAGUUACCCAGAACCAAGUACUCCAAAAACAAGUAGAAAGAAACCAAUAGAAGAUAAAAGAACAAUAUUAAGCUCAACAGGUAGGCUCAGAAGUACAGAAAGCAUUAAGAAAGCUCGAGCACUCUUUGAAAACAUUUCCAAAGAGCAACAAAUUGUUAGACCCUCCAGCAGAACUCCGGAGCAUUAUACGUUACCUCUGAAUAGAAGUCCAAGACCAUACAGUCCACAUAGAGAUAAACCAGCUACUUCUCGAGAUCAUUCGUAUGAUGUUCACUCUGUAAAAGGUGAAGUUCCCCAUUAUAUGUUACCUUUAGAUAGGAGGCCCGAUAGUCCACAUGGAGAAAAUGUAGAUACUAUUCACGAUGAUUCUCAUAAUAUAUCUGAUGUUUACGUUGAAGGGGAAAUUCCUCAUUAUAUGUUACCCUUAGAUAGGAGACCACAUAGUCCACAUGAAGAAGAUAUAGAUCAUUCUUCACCUGAUAUUCCGGAUGUUCACUAUGAAAAGGGGGACAUUCCUCAUUAUAUGUUACCUUUAGAUAGAAGACCACAUAGUCCACAUAGAGAAGACAUAGAUCAUUCUUCACCUGAUAUUCACUAUGAAAAGGGGGACACUCCCCAUUAUAUGUUACCACUAGAUCGAAGUAUACCACAUAGUCCACAUAGAGAAAAUUCAGAACAUUCUCUACAUAUCCACCAUGAAAAAGGUGAGAUUCCUCAUUAUAUGUUACCUCUAGACCGAAGUACGCAAGAUAAUCCUCAUAGAGAAAAUAUAAAUCAUUCUUCAUCUGAUAUUCACUAUGAAAAAGGCGACAUCCCCCAUUAUAUGCUACCUAUAGAUCGAAGUAUGCCACAUAGUCCACAUAGAGAAAAUUCAGAACAUUCUCUACAUAUCCACCAUGAAAAAGGUGAGACUCCUCAUUAUAUGUUACCUCUAGACCGAAGUACGCAAGAUAGUCCGCAUAGAGAAAAUAUAGAUCAUUCUUCAUCUGAUAUUCACUAUGAAAAAGGCGACACCCCCCAUUAUAUGCUACCUCUAGAUCGAAGUUUGCCACAUAGCCCACAUAGAGAACAUUCAGAACAUUCUCUACAUAUCCACCAUGAAAGAGGCGAGUCUCCUCAUUACAUGUUACCUCUAGACCGAAGUUCACAACCUAGUCCACAUAGAGACAAUAAAUAUCAUUCUUCAUCUGAUAUUCACUAUGAAACAGGGGACACUCCCCAUUAUAUGUUACCUCUAGAUCGAAGUAUGCCGCAUAGUCCACAUAGAGAAAAUUCAGAACAUUCUCUACAUAUCCACCAUGAAAAAGGCGAGACUCCUCAUUAUAUGUUACCUCUAGACCGAACUACGUCACACAGUCCGAAUAGAGAAAAUAUAUCAUCUACUCAUGAUCUUUCUUCAUAUAAUACUGCAGAAAUUCACUCUGAAAAGGGGGACAUUCCUCAUUAUAUGUUACCUCUAGACCGAACUAUGCCACAUAGUCCACAUAAAGAAAAUCUAACUACCACUGAGAAUGAAUCUAGAACAACCAAGUUUGGAGUUACCCUAAGGAAAACAUCAAAUUCUACUAGCCCUACCACUAGUUCUCCUGGAAGUAUUAUUACAAAAACAUCUACUGAAUGUAGAGUUGGAAAUAUUGAAACUUUGACAGAGGAAAAAAUUCAAGAAAUAUUUGAAAUAGAAAUUUUAGAAGAACUGCUAGAAAAAGUUACCAGUUACGAAAUUCGAAGAAUCAUCAGAACUCAAAUUCGAUUAGUAAAGAAAUUAAUAUCAGAGAAUCGUUUAACGAUCUAUAUACAAGAACACAGACGCUCAAAAACAAAUAAAGAACAUUUAGAAUCUACUUCUCAAAAAUCUGAAUACCAGUCCACUUAUUCUUACAGCGAAAGACGUACAUCUUCAGAUACCACUACAAAAGACUCAAGAAAACAAAGUCCAGUAAGAGAAAGAAGUCCUCAAAGAACCUCUAGUCCGCUCAAAAAACCGAGCGCCGAUGAAACGACAUUAAGAAGUACGUAUACAAUUAGAAAAACAUCUAUUCCAAAAGAAAAUGUUGAAAAGACUGAAGCAAUUAAAACAGAAAGAACUAAAACAGAUAGAACUACAACAGACAAAACUACAACAGACAGAACUGCAACUUACAAAAAAGUGACAGAAACAAGGAAACAAAGUCCUCCUCGCCCUUCAAGCCCAAUCAGGAAGCUCCAUCCUGAUGAAACAAUUAUAAGAAGUACAUAUACAGUAAGAAAGAGUUCUAUAGAUAAAACUCCCGAAGUAGUAAGUAAAAAGACUGAAGAAAUUCGUAAAUCUAGUCCAGAGAGGACUAACAAAACUAAAACCGAUCAAAUCAGAAAAACGAGCACAGACAGAACGACUUACACUACAACAGAAAGAAGUACGCAACAGUCACAAUCAAUUUCUACCAAACAAACCAAAGUAAGUUCUGAGAAAAGUCCAACAAGAAAAUCGGAGCCAAGAAGACCGAGUCCGGAUAGAAAACCAGAUUCCAAGAGUACCUAUUCAGUUUUAAAGAAAACUGAAAUCAACAAGAAAAAAGUCGAUGAUUCUAAACCCGAAUGGGUAACACAAAGAAAUUUGAAAAAAAUCACACCUUCGUCUGCAAAUAAUAAAGUUAGAACGACUAGUAGUAAGACAGUGAAACAGGAAAAAAUUGUUUCUUCCAGCAGCUGUCAACCAACUGAUUUAAUUACAUCUAGCUAUGGAGUGGGUCCAACUGAUGAAAAUGGUACUCCUUUGUUCGGAUUAAAAGCUUUGAGGACGCAACAUAACAAUAACAACACAACUAAAGUUCAAGGCACCGUAAUUCAAAGUCAAUAUUAUUCCGAAAAUGGACAAGAACCUGUGGGACAAAUUAGCGUUACGAAAUAUUCUACCGAUCCGAAGGACCUGAGCACCAACGAACAAAUCGAAAAUAACAAUUUUAUAACAAGCGUAACAACGACACAGAAGUUUGGAUAUGAAGAUACUCCUUCAUUAGAUGCUCUAACCAGUAGCAGAAUGAAUACCCAAAUUGAGGAUUCUGUAGUUAGCAGCGACAGAACAUCAACUUUCAAAAGAAAAAAUUCAGUAAAAGAGCUUUCGCAAAAAUUUAUUGAUUCCACAGUUGAUACUUUGACAAAUGAAAGGCAAACGUCCUACCCAAAGGCAGGUCUAAUUUUGCGAACUUCAAGUUUCAAAGAUUCAAAAGGUGCCUCUACUGAAGAAGAUACUUCAAAAGGAACAAUAACAAGUACUAAAACUACGAAACAAACCACUACAACGAAGAGUGCAAGUGGUGGUACAUUUUUAAGUAACAAAUCUACCGUUUCUGGAGUACAAGACGUUAUAUCACGAAUGAAGACUGAAGAAUACCAAGAAGGGGAAAGUGCCGAGGACACUGAAGCUAGAAACCUGUUGAACAAAUUUAUAGGAUCUCAAGUUUUGCUGUCGGGAAUGGAAAAUCGAGAUACCAGCACCAGUAGCUCCAAAAGAACAGCAAAAUGUACCGAAGUUGUACCGGCGAGUACUACCUCCACAAGAAAGACAAUUAAAAUUACAAAAACAAUCACGGAGGGAGGAAAAACAACAACGAAAACUUUAGUUUUCCAAAGUCCUCUUACAGAAGAAGAAUUGGACAAUAUCUGGGACGAACAGACGUUACGUCUUUUGCUCGAACAAAGCACUGCAUACGAAGAACGUCGUAUUAUCAGGAACAGGCUGAAGAAAAUUAUGGCGGAACAAGAAGCCUGCGCAGAACUGGUAGAAAAGGCAAGCCAGGAACAAAACACUGGAAAAAUAGAGGAAACAGUAAGUGUUGAAAAAUCCACAACAGAAAGUCCAGUGACAACUCAAACACAAGUGACAAAAGUUACCACUCAACAACAGAUCACCAAAAAACCUCUGUCACCUUUUGCCAAAUUUCGUCAACUGGACAAACAAAACAGUCUCAAUACUCCUCCAAGAACGUUCAACUAGACAACUUCUCAAGCAGCUGGGCGGACGGACUUGCAUUUUGCGCCCUCAUCCACCAUUUCCUACCAGACGCUUUCGACUAUCAUGCCUUGACGCCAAAAGACAGAAGACACAACUUUGAACUUGCUUUCAGAGUUGCCAGUGAAAAGGCUGAUAUUUUUCCUCUCCUUGACGUUGAAGACAUGAUGGCAUUACGAAGGCCUGAUUGGAAAUGUGUAUUCACCUACGUACAGUCAAUUCACAGACGCUUCAAAAAUGAAGAAAUAUAAUUUUUUGUAUUUGCCUAUUUUCGUGUAUGUGCUUGUACAAAUGUAGAUAAAUUAGAGGUUACCAUCGUAAAUAUAUCUGUGAAAUUAAGUAAACGGUAGCCAUCUUUAAGAAAGUAGCAUUAGUUGAACUGCUUAAAGUUUUUUACUUCUUAACUUGCUCUGUGAUUUUUCAGAAGCAUUUCGGAGAUAUAAUCUCUUUUUUAUUUAUUAAAAAGUGAUAUUUCUUUUACAAUUUUUUACUUUCAUCUGCCCAGCUGUUUUUAUAUUUCUAUAAGUAUAAGUUUAUACACAGCAUUUAAUUAUAUAUCGCUUAUUUAUUUACUUACAACUUUUUUUAUUCAUUAAAAGGGAUGUUGCUUACGUUAUGUUGUUGCUAACAAACAUCGACAAAUGUUUGAAAAUACGUUGUAACAAUUUUUAUUUGAAAUACUUUUUUACAGUUGAUUCUUACUGUCUUGCCUGCUACAUAAUAACCAUGUUUGUUAAGCACCUUUAUAUUAGUUUAAGACUAUUUAUAUAUCAAAAGUUAACUAAUAAUAAACAUAUAAAUAA